CUCGGAUGUCUGCAGGGAGCACCCGGUUGAGAAUGUGAGUAUAACGGAUCUCUUUAGCAACAUCAUCAGCUUCAUCUUUUAAACUAGAAUCUUCUGAAACCCUGUUCCUUGGAAACUGAGAACGUAGGUCCAGAGAAAUCACCUGUGGAAUUAUAGAGAGAAAUUGUUUCAGAGCUAUCAAGACUCAGGAUGUACACUCAGAUUUUCCUGUUAUUACUGGCGCUGAGAAACAAAGUAUUGGCCCUUACCUGUCCAAAGGCACUGACUCCUUUGUCUGUUCGACCACACCGGUGAUAGUUGGAUGUCUGUCUGCUUUCUACUAGCCGGGUCUUAGUUAAAGCCUCAAACAGUUUCUCUUCAAUGGUAUUGCUUGUGUUUUCCUGACUGGCAAAUCCCUGGUAUCCCCAGCCUAGAUAGGCUAUUUUUAGAGCUACAUGUCUACGGCCAUGAGCACUGAAAUCAAAAGCACGCUUAGCUUUUCCAGAGCCUAAAGCAUUUUCUCUGAGGCUUGAGUCUUUGGUAUUGUUGGCCUGUUCUUUCUUAAGUCUUUCCACCUCCUGUUCCAGUUCCUUUACUCUACUGAGGAGCUUCUCAAUCUGGUUUCUGUCUGUGUUUUCAGCCAUGACAUCCCCAGGAGGCAAUCCUGCAGGUCCACCCUGUGGAAAGAUAAGUGAGGUGAUAUAUCAAUUUCAGUGCUGGUUCCUUUGAUGUGUCACAUGAUUAAAUAUCUAGACUGAGCAUGGUAGUGCAAAAUUCGAGUCCUAGUACUUGAAAGACGGACAGAAGGAUAAGUUUUAGGAGGCCAGUCAGGACUACAGAACAAGACACUACCUCCAGAAAACAAGAAUAGCUAAGAUUUAAGUUGAUAUUGACGAGUGUAAGGUUUGACUUGCCCAGCAUGCCCACAAUAAUAGUUUAUUAUGGAUUCAUCACUCAGACACUGUUCUUUCAUUUGUCAUCUGGCUACUUCAUAAAAGGAAAAGGGAAAAAAAAUUCACCCUUUUUUAAAUUUAGGGAAAUGUCUCAAUUUUAUUUGUUUGUCACUAGCCAAGAUGAGUGAGGACUCAGGUUGGCCAUUUUCUCCCUGUAACAUUUCCUCUUGAUUUCUUGGUACAUUUGUCCAGUAUUUUUAAUGGUAAGAAUUAUUUAUGUGGGCUACUUAUGACUGUCUCUAUGUUUCUAUUGUUUUAUAAUAUUUGAAGUAAGGGGCCUAUACAUUGUUAUCUAAUGUUCUGUUUUGUUCUAAGGUGGCACAACAGAAGCUAUCUUAAUUGAAGAAAUACUAUCCAUGAUUCUUUUUCCCAUUGGGAGGAGAACCUGGAGACAAAUUUUCCUUACUUUAAGCAGUUUUAAUGGCAGAAAAAAGACAAGCUUAUAGUGUACAAGAAGCAAUGGAGCAACUAAUAGGACCUGGUGGACAAAAGUGGGCCAAUAUGGAUCCAGAAGAACGGAUGUUAGCUGCAGCUACAGCAUUUACACAUAUCUGUGCAGGGCAGGGUGAAGGAGAUUCAAGGAGGGAAGCCCAGGCUGGCCAGUAUGAUCCCUACAGUAAAGCCUCCAUAACACCAGGAAAGAGACCUGCUCUUCCUAUGCACCUGCACUUCCCAUAUACAGGAAGCCGUGUCACUUCAUCAACAGUUUCAGAGACUUCCCAAAAAUGCAGAAAACCAGUGAUGAAGAGGAAGGUGCUGCGCAGAAAGCCAGACGGGGAAGUGCUAGUGACAGAUGAGUCUGUUGUCAGUGAGUCUGAAUCUGGCACGGAAAGUGAUUUGGAUCUCUGGGACCUGAGACACAGGCUGAUGAACCUACAAUUCCAAGACAGCACAGAAUCCCCAGCUGACACCUCACAAAAAUAUAACCUUCCGUGUGAAUACCAAGGAGUUUCACAAGAAGAUCAGCUCAUUUGCUAUCUACGAAGAGAAGAAAUGGGCCCUCCUGUUUAUGAACAAGACUUGAUUGUUGCCAGCAGACCCAAGUCCUUUAUUCUCCCCAGACUGGAUCAGUUAAGCCGAAACCGAGGCAAGAUAGACCGAGUAGCCAGAUAUUUUGAGUACAAAAGGGAUUGGGAUGCGAUGCGGUUUCCUGGUGAGGAUCAUAGAAAGGAGUUACGCUGGAGUGUCCGAGGGCAAAUGCUUUCCCGAACAGAACCUCAGUCCAAGCCACAACAUGUAUAUGUUCCAAACAAUUACCUAGUACCAACUGAGAAGAAAAGAUCUGCCCUCCGUUGGGGUGUCCGUUGCGACCUUGCAAAUGGUGUCAUACCCAAGAAGCUUCCCUUCCCUCUUUCUCCUUCUUAAGUCCUUUUUUAAAAAAAACCUGUUUCUCCUACCAAAGGAUUUAGAAUAACCUAGUUCUUUAUCUCUCCUUUAAAUACAACUGCCUUGAAAAGAGGCAGAACACAGAAUAAAUACUUCACUGGUUCUUCCUAGCAUUGUUGGUAUGUCACACAGAUACCAUGCACCACUUGAAUUUCCAAAUUGCCAUUCUCAAAUACAGCAAUUGGGGGUGGGGGGGAACUACUGAAAUUUGUCAAAAUAAGUGCCAUUUUGAAAAGACUUGUAAACUAGUGAGUUUUUUUUUAAUUUAGUAUUAAGCUCAUCUAUUAAAGAAUUUUGGAAAACGA
Grammomys surdaster is the source of this 2623-nucleotide messenger RNA. RefSeq names its product HYLS1 centriolar and ciliogenesis associated (gene Hyls1). Gene Ontology annotation, biological process: cilium assembly. Bases 1353 to 2297 code for a protein of 314 amino acids. The transcript has 2 exons. Gene Ontology annotation, cellular component: centriole; non-motile cilium. NCBI's taxonomy places the organism in Eukaryota, Metazoa, Chordata, Mammalia, Rodentia, Muridae. The record is from RefSeq and is a predicted model, not a curated record.